CUUAAAAAAAAUCCUCUCCACACCUCUUCUUCUUUCUUUGUAGUUCCAAUAAAAUGCCGUUAUCAGAAUUGCUUGUGGUGGAAGAGCUUUUCAAAGAAGCUGUAGUGAAUACCACUCGGAAUCUGAUUGUAUUCAAUGGGGAACUUGAUCGUAUAAGAUCUGGUUGAAGUUCGUACGUACAGUUUAGUAAUCAUUCUUCAGGGACCGUUACCAAUUUAUCUAGAGGUGAUAAUGCACAAGGAGAAAUCCAAAUUUCAGAUGCACUUCAGACUCAGCUUGAAGCACAAAAGAGAUUGCAAGAACAACUUGAGGUUCAACAGAAACUACAGAUGAGAAUGGAAGCUCAAGGAAGAGCACAGUUAACAAACUGCAAUGGUACUUUGUCCAAUUUCUUGGAUAAGAUGAAUAAAGCUAUCAAAUCGAACGUAGUACAGAUGAAUGACGUUUUCAAGAAGGUCAAUAUUGGGUCAGAGUUCCAAAAUUAUAGAAUGGGAGAAGGAGCAGGAAACAAAGAUGAACAUAAUAUUAAGGUUGAAACAGCCGAUUCAAUAAAUUUUGACCUAAACACCAAAGGAAGCUUUGACUUCCUCGCUGGAAAUGCGAACGAGCUCGAACCAAAUUUGCUUUCAUAUAAGAGAUGACAUUCAUAAACAAAUGCUCCUUUUAUUGUUCUACAUAUGUUUACAAAUGAAUUUGUUUAUCAUAUGUUUGUAUGUAGUUAAUACUUGAUCUUUUUAAUGAGAGAUAUUCCUUCAUAGAGAUUUUGAAGGUCCUACUUUAAAAGGUUGGUUCUGAAUUUUGACUAUAUUGACCAUUGUGUUGCACCCAACAUUGAACAAAUGACUUAGUUAAUG
This is a messenger RNA of Rubroshorea leprosula, 854 nucleotides long. Lineage: Eukaryota; Viridiplantae; Streptophyta; Magnoliopsida; Malvales; Dipterocarpaceae. The record is from the annotation of a GenBank genome assembly.